Scophthalmus maximus (turbot) is the source of this 2682-nucleotide messenger RNA. RefSeq names its product RAB5A, member RAS oncogene family, b (gene rab5ab). NCBI's taxonomy places the organism in Eukaryota, Metazoa, Chordata, Actinopteri, Pleuronectiformes, Scophthalmidae. The record is from RefSeq and is a predicted model, not a curated record. Gene Ontology annotation, molecular function: GTPase activity; GTP binding. The transcript is spliced from 6 exons. The coding region runs from base 231 to 881 and encodes 216 amino acids.
GAAAAGGGAAGUUGAAAGAAGUGGGAGAGGGACAUCGCGGAGCCUUAAGAGAUCAUACGCUACAGCUGCUGGCUGCAUACUGGACACACACUGUGAACAGACACUGAAGUGCCGCAAAUAUUGACCCGGAGACAACAUUCACAGGAACUAGCUUCCCCCUUUUUGGCAGGUAUUUGCUGAAGUUUUUCACAGUACGUCAUUGUCCAGAGGAAGAGAGUGGACAGUGGGACAUGGCAAGUAGAGGUGGAGCAACACGACCCAAUGGGCCAAAUACAGGCAACAAGAUUUGUCAGUUCAAACUUGUGCUUUUAGGAGAGUCAGCGGUGGGAAAGUCAAGUCUUGUACUUCGCUUCGUCAAGGGACAGUUUCACGAAUUCCAAGAGAGCACAAUUGGAGCUGCCUUCCUGACUCAGACGGUAUGUUUGGACGACACAACGGUCAAGUUUGAAAUCUGGGACACAGCUGGUCAGGAGCGCUACCACAGUCUGGCUCCCAUGUACUAUAGAGGUGCCCAGGCAGCCAUCGUGGUCUAUGAUAUAACAAAUGAGGAGUCAUUUGUACGGGCAAAGAACUGGGUCAAAGAGCUUCAGAGACAAGCCAGUCCAAAUAUCGUAAUAGCCCUGGCCGGUAACAAGGCGGAUCUCGCAAACAAGAGAGCACUGGAUUUCCAGGACGCCCAGUCGUACGCAGACGAUAACAGCUUGCUCUUCAUGGAAACGUCAGCAAAGACCUCUAUGAACGUGAAUGAGAUUUUCAUGGCCAUUGCAAAGAAGCUUCCCAAGAACGAGCCUCAAGCCGCUGGGGCCAGCAGCGGGCGGAACAGGGGAGUGGACCUGACAGAGACGGCCCAGCCCACCAGCCGUCCCUGCUGCAGUAACUAACCCAGCUCUUCCUUCUCACCCCCCCUUCCCCGCACACAUGUACACACACUCUCUCACACACACCCCUCCACUUUGCUCCCUCUGGACAUCGGGCUCCUGGGCUGUCCCGACGUCUGACCUGACCCUCAGCCUCACUCCCCUGGAUUAGCUAAAAGACUCUGUAUAGCUGCAUUUCUAAUACCUUUUUUUUUUUUCAUUGAUGUUCUUUUUUUUCCCCUUUGUUUUUUACUUUUUUUUUUAACGAAGUGUAUAUCAAUAUAAUGAUGCAUGUUUCACUACAACGCCUAAAAAUCAUUUUUGUUUCUUAUUAAGUUGGUAGACUAACCCCAUGGAGAUCCGUGAACAUGUCAGUUUCCAAGAGCGAUUUGCUGAUCAGAAGGUGUCGCCUAAUUCGUCAUUUCACGGGGUUGACUGGAUGCGAAUUACGUUGCGUGUAAUACUCUUUGUGUGCGGGUUCAGUUUUGCUCACAAUCAAAAGAAAGCCAAAUUGUUCCCAUCGUGAGAAGCCCGACUUCUCAGACUGUUAGUUGUGAGGCAAUGAUGUGUCGGGACAGUGCCAGGAAAAGAACCCCUCCCCUCCUCACAUCCGUUACUCGAGAAGACAUCUUCAUCCAAAGGCUUCAAAUGGAAAAGUGUGGAAAAUAAAUUUUCGCACUCUGUAGGUAUUUGGAAAAGUAUACACAAAAAAAGCAAUUGGGGAAUAUUGAAGAAAAGCAGCCGUGAUACAUCAGGCUUCCAGUUUUGAGCAAUCAAUCACACAUUUUGCCAAAAACACGUGAAUCUUCAUCUUUAGAGCAGGAUGUGCUUGUCACUUUGCCACACAUCACACUUGACAACAGUGUCCGUGGUGUGGAAGAGUUUUGGGAAGUGUUGGAACAUCAGGAACCAACACCUACAGGUCAAAAAUGAAACUGAUAUGACAAGUUAGUUAAAUUCACCUUUGCUAUUCAUUGAAUGCUUUCACGAAUCUUUGAGUCCAUUCCAGGAAGUCCAUGUCAGCCCUGACACUGAUCUGGCCUCACAUGAAAAAAGAUCAACAGGAAACUGUUAAAACAUCUGGCGGAGUGACUCAAACACACGACUAAGUUAAUCUCCUGUUGUCAUUAAUCAAACUUGUUUCUGUUGAAGCCAGUAGCCAACCGGGAUCAAUGUGGACGAUCGAUGAAUUGGGGCGAGGGGUGUUAUAGAGUUCAGACGGCACACAAACUGAAAAUUGGACUAUUAUCCACUGUCACAAGUCUUUGAAAAAAUAUACUCUAAUGUUAUAGGGUGCAAUGUUGCAAUAUUGUCUUCUUCCUCCUUCCGUACAGCUUGCAGCGCCCAUGAGCUCGCCUGGAAAUUUAUCUAGAGAUUCCGAACAAUUGUACAGUUCAGUAUAAGUCUGCGUUUCUUUUCUUUUUUUUGUUCUUUUUGCUCUAUUUCAUUCUAGACCUUGUCACAAACUGGUCAAAUGUUAAGCAGUGGUGGUAUUUUUAGAUAUAUGUAGUGUUAUUAACAAAAUCCCUAUGUGGUGUCUUGUUACUUUUCUCAGAAAUGGUCCAUGGUUAUGUUUGAAAGGAACUUUUAUCGCGUUGUUGUUGAUCAUGUUUUAAUUGAUGAUAACUGCCCUUCGAUUUUUUUAUGACGGACUGUAUUGGACUUGCUAACCUACGACUAUAAACAGGUAGCGUAAUUAACCUUAACCGGUGGUAUCUCUCUUUACAGCUCAAUGAAUUUUAAUAAUGUAAAACAGCAUUACUAGUGAUGGGCUGAUCAGUUUUGAGUGUCUGAAUUACAACUUAAUAAAUUCGAUGAAGAAGUU